This is a messenger RNA of Xenia sp. Carnegie-2017, 1105 nucleotides long. RefSeq lists its product as uncharacterized. Gene Ontology annotation, cellular component: transcription regulator complex; nucleus. The transcript has a single exon. Bases 14 to 1105 code for a protein of 363 amino acids. Gene Ontology annotation, molecular function: DNA binding. Gene Ontology annotation, biological process: regulation of transcription by RNA polymerase II. Lineage: Eukaryota; Metazoa; Cnidaria; Anthozoa; Malacalcyonacea; Xeniidae. The record is from RefSeq and is a predicted model, not a curated record.
ACAUUUUCAGACGAUGGAAACGAUUGAAACGCACGUCAAAAUGGCGGCAACUAACAGCGAUGAGUUUAACUCUCUACAUUUUAUGGAAGAAGUACAGAAAUACGAAUGUCUUUAUAAUAAAUUUAACAAAGAUUAUAAAAACAAGUUUGUCCGCUUCAACUGCUGGAAAAAAAUUGCAGAACAAUUCAACAUUGAUGCAUCCAAAGCUGAGAAGAAAUACAAGAAUAUCCGCACAGCGUAUGGUAGAUAUCUUUGCAAAAAAAAGUCAAUUCCUUCUGGUUCAGGAAGAAAUGCUGUACCUGUUCCUUCGGAAUUCGCCAAUUUAGACUUGUUAACAAUGCAUAUCAACCAGAGAGCUAAUACUUCAACAAACAUGUCAUUUAUUCAGGUAGACAAUGGCGAUGAAGAAAGUAUGACAGGUUUAGACAGGGUCAUUACAGAUGUUGGGGACGUUGAAGAAGAAAUCGAUGAUUGUCAAAGUGCGAACUCUCCACUAUCAUGCUUAUCAAGCCCCAGUCCAGUCUCGUUUGAAGGCGAGUUGAAAACAAGACCACUAGCCGAAAAAAUCAAAAUAAAAUCAAAACGUCCUUGGAGUGGAAAAAAAUCAGCGGACGAAUUUGAUUCUGUCAUUUUAAAAACAGCAACAUCACUGGCAGGAGUAGCAGAGAGGGUAUUACAAAAACCAGAGGCUGCUAAAAAGAGAAAAUAUGUAGAGAAUGAUGAUGAAGAUACUCUCUAUUGCAGGAGUAUUGCACAAAGAAUGAAACGCUUAUCUCCACAGAUGAAGGGAUAUCUAAAACUUCAUUUUGAGCAAGCAUUGUAUCAAGCAGAAUUUGGUGGUCAGCCAUUUCCAAAUCCAAAUGUAUCAAGUUUUUCUGGUCAAUUGCCCAUGCCCAUUCCAACUGUGCCAGGUGUUACUGUUCAUCCAAUUUCAACAACUAUGCCAGUUAUGCAUUCUGUGAGCUUGGCUCAUGGGUGCUACAAUACAUCAAGGGAUCAAUAUACUACCAAAACAAACUCAAGUGAAAGCUUUGGUUAUUCUGCACGUGAUUAUUUGGCAAAAGGUGAUGAACAGGGACAAUUUAAUAAUUUACAACCAUUGUAA